GGACUUGGGAUAGUGUGAUUCCAAAAUGGCGGACUAAGGACGCGAUUUCUCAUUCAUUUUUUUGAGCUAGCUGUGUGGAUAUUCGUCAAGCAAAACAUGACUUAGAGAGGACAAAUUGCAGAAAAGUUAUAGAACUGUAGUGCUCUUCCGAUAUAACCCGGAAAUGGAUACAGAACAAGAUGCGAAGAGUGAGGAGAGGCAGCAGUGGAAACUUGAGAAGGACACAGAGUUGAGAGUCGAAGUAGCAGAGGGUGACAGAGAAGCUAUCAUAGUGCUUCUUUCAGGAAAUGCAGAAGUCUUUGGCACUGAGCUGGUAAAAAAUAAGAAAUUUACCUUUAGGCCUGGAUCAAAGCUUGCAAUAUUUACCUGGCAAGGCUGUUCUGUGGAGAUUCAAGGGCCACUUGAGGUUGCUUACAAAUCAAAAGAAACCCCUAUGGUGAUGUACUUGAACUUGCAUAUGGCACUGGAACAGAUGAGAGAGAGGGCUGAUAAACACGAAGCAGUAGAACUAGGGCCAAGGGUAAUGGUCGUUGGUCCCACUGAUGUUGGAAAGUCAACUGUUUGCCAGCUUUUGUUGAAUUAUGCAGUGCGAAUGGGACGGCGGCCCAUCUCUGUGGACUUGGAUGUUGGCCAGGGUACUGCAUCUGUUCCAGGAUCUAUGGGAGCACUCCUGCUAGAAAGACCAGCUGACAUUGAAGAAGGAUUUUCACUUCAAGCCCCUCUUGUUUAUUUGUUUGGCCACACUUCCCCCAGCCCAAAUGAGAAACUCUACAACAUGCUCUCAUCCAAGAUUGCAGAUAUUGUUUUUCAACGGUUUGAAAGAAACAAGAAAGCCUGUGCAAGUGGGUGUGUUAUUAACACCUGUGGGUGGGUUACCGGCAUGGGCUACCGUAUUAUUGUACAUGCUGCAACUGCAUUCAAAGUAAAUGUGAUAGUGGUUCUUGACCAGGAAAGACUGUACAAUGACCUCAAGAACCAGUUUGGUGAUAAAGUACAGAUUGUUCAUUUACCAAAGUCUGGUGGAGUGGUUGUUAGAAGUAGAGAAACACGGAGGAAAGUUCGUGAUGAAAGACUUAGAUCAUAUUUCUAUGGCCAGCAAGCAAACCUAUAUCCCCACUCAUUUGAAGUGAAGUUUUCUGAUGUGAAGCUAUUUAAAAUUGGAGCACCCUUAGUACCUGACUCAUGUCUUCCAUUGGGAAUGGACCAAGGACAAAAUGAAACCAAGCUUGUACCAGUCGUUCCAACAAAAGAUCUGAAGCACUGUCUGUUAGCCAUUAGUGCCGCUGAGAGCUUGGAAGAGGAUCUGGUCCAAACCAAUGUCAUUGGCUUUCUUGUAGUUAAUGAAGUUGACUUGGAUCGUGAAGUUAUGGUUGUUUUGUCCCCAGCCCCCAGACCAUUACCCAGGAAGUUCUUACUUCUUAGUGAAAUCAAAUUUAUGGAUUUCAAAUAAAAACUCAUCAAACAUUUUUUAUUUCCAUUGUAGCAAAGGUUUUGAUUUUUUCAUAUCUGUAUAUAGAAGAAAUACUGUAUUUUUAUUGUUGCUAUUUUGCUAUUGUACCCUUUUAUUUAAAAGUGGCACUGUUCACAGUUUUGUUGCUGAUCUUAGAAAUAAACUAUAAAAUAUAACUAUAAAUCCACUGUCGUACAUUUAAAUAAAGAAUUGAAAGAAUA
Nematostella vectensis (starlet sea anemone) is the source of this 1671-nucleotide messenger RNA. RefSeq names its product protein CLP1 homolog. The transcript has 14 exons. Gene Ontology annotation, cellular component: mRNA cleavage factor complex; nucleus. Gene Ontology annotation, biological process: tRNA splicing, via endonucleolytic cleavage and ligation. NCBI's taxonomy places the organism in Eukaryota, Metazoa, Cnidaria, Anthozoa, Actiniaria, Edwardsiidae. The record is from RefSeq and is a predicted model, not a curated record. Gene Ontology annotation, molecular function: polynucleotide 5'-hydroxyl-kinase activity. Bases 164 to 1450 code for a protein of 428 amino acids.